UUGGGGUGGGGUAGGGGGAAUUGGAGGCCUUUCACUCCCUGUUCUUUGGCCCCACUUGACAGCUGCCCCUCCAUUGCAGCAGCCCCAGAGGCUCCCCCAGGCUGCUGGAGAGCAUGCAGAUCAGGACGGGGUGUAAAAGCUGAGCAUGGGGUGCCCUCUGGGGCUCAGGAGUGGGGAACUCACUCCUGCCUCAGUCUGCUUCCAAGGGAUGCCUUUGUGUCUGUGGCUAGAGUGUGCCUGUGCUGACACUGUUAUCUGUCCAGCCGGUGAGGACAUCCCCACCGUGCCUGCCAGUGGCUGUGUAUCUGCGUGUGUGCAUGUGAACACACGCAUGCCUUUGGUCUUUAAGUGUAACCAUGAAUGGGUUGGGUCAUGGUGGUCCUGGGUGAGGCUGUGCCCAAGUGGGCAUUAGGAUGUGAUUGUGGCUGGGCGUGGCUGUAUUUGUGUGGAUGGCUAUGUGACUCUGUGCACAUGUUGCUGUGCUUAGUGUCUAACUUUGGUUGUAUUAUAGGGGUGUGAGGCUGGCUAUCUGGGAGCAUCACUCGGGGGGCUUUGUCCAUAUACAGCUGUCUGUGUGUAGUUAUGUGUCUGUGUACAACUGUGUUUAGCGGGGUGUGUUCCUGUGUAAAGCUGUGUUUUUCUGUGUCCAUAUGUAAAGCUAUAGGUCUUUGCAGCUGUGUGUCCAUGAGUAUAGCUGUAUAUGUGUGGACAUGUUCACCUGUACAGCUACAUAUAUGUGUCCAUGUGUACAGCUGUGUCUGUGUAUACAGCUGUGUGUGCAGUUGUGUGUUUAUGUAUCCUGCUAUGUGUGUGGCUGUGUCAACAUGUACAGCUCUGCACGUAAGGCUGGGUGUGUGUUUGUGUGUGCAUAGCUGGGUGUGUAACUGCAUGUCCAUGUGCUGUGGCAGGACGGUGCAGCUCACUUGCUACGGGCCAUAUAAUGGCCACUUGGGCUUGCGUUGUGUUUAAAGCCCCAUGUCUUUUGUGAGGCUGCCUUGGUGAGUGGGCUGGGACUGCUGUGCAGCUCCUCUCACCUCAGAACCCUGCUACUGUCAGCCCCUCUGCUCCAGGGGCCCAGCCCAUCACUUACCUACCCCAGGGAGCAGUUGCUCUGAGACAGCGGAGAGGGUGGGAACAGCAGGAGCUGGAAGACAGCAUGUCUGUCUCUCCAGCCUUGUCUGACAGCUCUGAACCCUCAUCCUGCUGCCACCUUGCCUCACAUUAGCGAUGGAGUUUGUUUGGGUUUGAUGUCUUGGUCUGCUGUACAGCUGUGCUCUUUCCAGAGCAGUGGAGCGUCCAGUUUCUGUGUCCAGGGAAAAAGCCUGUCCUUCCUUGGUGACAACCCCCAACCCCCAACGCCAAGCCCACAUGUAGGAGCUGGGUCCCUCCUCAUCCUUUUCCUGUCUGUCCUUUCCUGGUCUAUUUACACCUCUCUUUGCCUUUGCUGCUUCUGCCCUCACCCCCUGGAGGCCCAGGUCUGCUGGACCCAUCCAUCCCCUUUGGGGCCAUGGGAUCACUGCUUGGGUUCCUGGCUCUGCUGCUGCUGUGGGGCGCUGUGGCUGAGGGCCCAGCCAAGAAGGUGCUGACCCUGGAGGGGGACCUGAUUCUGGGUGGGCUGUUUCCGGUACACCAGAAGGGCGGCCCAGCAGAGGAGUGUGGUCCUGUCAAUGAACAUCGCGGCAUCCAGCGCCUGGAGGCCAUGCUUUUUGCGCUGGAUCAUAUCAACCAUGACCCGAGCCUGCUGCCGGGCGUGCGCCUGGGUGCGCACAUACUCGACAGUUGCUCCAAGGACACACAUGCCCUGGAGCAGGCACUCGACUUCGUGCGUGCAUCACUCAGCCAUGGUGCCGAUGGCUCACGCCACGUUUGCCCCGAUGGUUCUUAUGCCACCCAUGGUGAUGCUCCCACUGCAAUCACUGGUGUCAUUGGCGGCUCCUACAGCGAUGUCUCCAUCCAGGUGGCCAACCUCCUGCGGCUAUUUCAGAUCCCUCAGAUCAGCUAUGCAUCCACCAGUGCCAAGCUGAGUGACAAGUCCCGCUAUGACUACUUUGCCCGCACGGUGCCCCCUGACUUCUUCCAAGCCAAAGCCAUGGCUGAGAUUCUCCGCUUCUUCAACUGGACCUACGUGUCCACUGUGGCAUCCGAGGGCGACUAUGGCGAGACAGGCAUCGAAGCGUUUGAGCUAGAGGCCCGUGCCCGCAACAUCUGUGUGGCCACCUCAGAGAAGGUGGGCCGUGCUAUGAGCCGCACAGCCUUCGAGGGCGUGGUGCGAGCCCUGCUGCAGAAACCCAGUGCCCGCGUGGCUGUCCUGUUCACCCGUUCUGAAGACGCCCGCGAGCUCCUCGCUGCCACCCAGCGUCUCAAUGCCAGCUUCACCUGGGUGGCCAGUGAUGGCUGGGGGGCCCUGGAGAGCGUGGUGGCAGGUAGCGAGGGUGCUGCUGAAGGUGCCAUCACCAUAGAGCUGGCUUCCUACCCCAUCAGCGACUUUGCCUCCUACUUCCAGAGCCUGGACCCGUGGAAUAACAGCCGGAACCCCUGGUUUCGCGAGUUCUGGGAGCAGAGGUUCCGCUGCAGCUUCCGGCAGAAAGACUGUGCAGCCCACUCCCUGCAGGCUGUGCCCUUUGAGCAAGAGUCCAAGAUCAUGUUUGUGGUCAAUGCGGUGUAUGCCAUGGCCCAUGCACUGCACAACAUGCAUCGCGCCCUCUGCCCCAACACCACCCGCCUCUGUGAUGCAAUGCGGCCUGUCAAUGGGCGCCGCCUCUACAAAGACUUCGUGCUCAAUGUCAAGUUCGAUGCCCCCUUCCGCCCAGCUGACACCCACAGUGAGGUCCGCUUCGACCGCUUUGGGGACGGUAUUGGUCGCUACAAUAUCUUCACCUAUCUGCGGGCAGGCAGUGGGCGCUAUCGCUACCAGAAGGUGGGCUACUGGGCAGAAGGCCUGACCCUGGACACCAGCCUCAUCCCAUGGGCCUCCCUCUCAGCCGGGCCCCUGCCCGCCUCUCGCUGCAGUGAGCCCUGCCUCCAGAAUGAGGUGAAAAGCAUGCAGCCAGGGGAGGUCUGCUGCUGGCUCUGCAUCCCCUGCCAGCCCUACGAGUACCGGCUGGAUGAGUUCACCUGUGCUGACUGUGGCCUGGGCUACUGGCCCAAUGCCAGCCUGACUGGCUGCUUUGAGCUGCCCCAGGAGUACAUCCGCUGGGGCGAUGCCUGGGCCGUGGGACCUGUCACUAUCGCCUGCCUAGGCGCCCUGGCCACCCUCUUUGUACUGGGCGUCUUCGUGCGGCACAAUGCCACCCCAGUGGUCAAGGCCUCUGGCCGGGAGCUCUGCUACAUCCUGCUGGGUGGUGUCUUCCUCUGCUACUGCAUGACCUUCGUCUUCAUUGCCAAGCCAUCCACAGUGGUGUGCACCUUACGGCGCCUCGGUUUGGGCACUGCCUUCUCCGUCUGCUACUCGGCCCUGCUCACCAAGACCAACCGCAUUGCGCGCAUCUUCGGUGGGGCCCGGGAGGGAGCCCAGCGGCCACGCUUCAUCAGCCCUGCCUCUCAGGUGGCCAUCUGUCUGGCCCUUAUCUCGGGCCAGCUGCUCAUCGUGGCUGCCUGGCUCGUGGUGGAGGCACCAGGCACGGGCAAGGAGACAGCCCCCGAGCGGCGGGAGGUAGUGACAUUGCGCUGCAACCACCGCGAUGCAAGCAUGCUGGGCUCGCUGGCCUACAAUGUGCUCCUCAUUGCGCUCUGCACACUCUAUGCCUUCAAAACCCGCAAGUGCCCUGAAAACUUCAAUGAGGCCAAGUUCAUCGGCUUCACCAUGUACACCACCUGCAUCAUCUGGCUGGCCUUCCUGCCCAUCUUCUAUGUCACCUCCAGUGACUACCGGGUGCAGACCACCACCAUGUGCGUGUCGGUCAGCCUCAGCAGCUCUGUGGUGCUCGGCUGUCUCUUCGCGCCCAAGCUGCACAUCAUCCUGUUCCAGCCACAGAAGAAUGUGGUUAGCCACCGCGCACCCACCAGCCGCUUCAGCAGUGCAGCUGCCAGAGCCAGCUCCAGCCUCGGCCAAGGGUCUGGCUCCCAGUUUGUCCCCACUGUUUGCAACGGCCGCGAGGUGGUGGACUCAACAACAUCAUCGCUUUGAGGAUCCCCACACACCUGCCCCGACACAGCUGCUCCCCAGAAGCCGGUGCAGACCCGUGUCCAGGGCCAGGAGGAAGAUGGCUGGAGCACUGCAAUAAUGCCAACCCCAUGCCCGCCCCCAACGCCACUUACCAACCUAUUCACUCCAACCCUUCAGAGUCAGAAGUCAGGGUCCUUGGUCUGGGAGCUUCUAUAACGACCACCAACUGCCCUGGCAGCUGUGUCCCCUCCUUGCCAGGCCCAGGACUUGGAAGGGAGCAAGCCAGGGUCCACUCUGCACUGGAACCGGAUGGCUGAGGACUGAAGGCCCCAAUCCCCAAUCAGCAAAGGUGCUUCCAGCCCUGCCCCUCCCUCCUUCUAGGGCCUUUUAAAAUUUUUAUAUAAGUUAUUCUGGGAUGGGGAGGGGGGUCAAAAUGGGGGCUGUCGCUCCCCCCGCACAGUAGUUUGUCCUGUGUUUUAUUUUGUAUUAUCUGUAAAU
This is a messenger RNA of Physeter macrocephalus (sperm whale), 4603 nucleotides long. RefSeq names its product glutamate metabotropic receptor 2 (gene GRM2). Gene Ontology annotation, cellular component: plasma membrane. Gene Ontology annotation, molecular function: group II metabotropic glutamate receptor activity. NCBI's taxonomy places the organism in Eukaryota, Metazoa, Chordata, Mammalia, Artiodactyla, Physeteridae. The coding region runs from base 1508 to 4126 and encodes 872 amino acids. The record is from RefSeq and is a predicted model, not a curated record. Gene Ontology annotation, biological process: regulation of synaptic transmission, glutamatergic; G protein-coupled glutamate receptor signaling pathway. The transcript has 6 exons.